UACCAGCUAAAAAUGAACUCCUUCGCUUUCUUGUUACUCUGCGCCCAGGCUUGCCUUAUCCAGGCGGUUUACACCAAGUGCGGUCUUGAUUACGCUCCCGCAGUCGUUGAAGCUGAAGCCGCUGCCGCUGCGGCUAACGCUGCCGCUGCAGCCAACGCUGCCGCCGCUGCCAACGCUGCUGCUGCCAACGCUGCAGCCAGAGAUGCUCGUUGGGGCUCUGCCUGGGCUGGCCCUGCUGCAUACGCUCCCGCACCGUACAGCGGCCAUGGCGCCGGUAACGUGGCAGUAGCGGGCGAACUGGGGGUAGCCGGCUCCACACUGGUCGCUGGCCAGGUUCCAGUGCUCGGUGCUGUCAAGUUCAACGGACAAGUGCCAGCAUCUGGCGCUGUCACCAUCUCCGGAUCAUGCGGAUGCGGAUGCGAAUACUAAGAUCGUAAACGACAAUGAUGUACUACAAAAUAUAGUUCGAAAAUUGGCAUUUUAUUUUUAUUUCGUUUGUCCUACUAUUGGGAGUCCAUACCA
Hyposmocoma kahamanoa is the source of this 522-nucleotide messenger RNA. RefSeq names its product chorion class A protein Ld2/Ld41-like. The record is from RefSeq and is a predicted model, not a curated record. NCBI's taxonomy places the organism in Eukaryota, Metazoa, Arthropoda, Insecta, Lepidoptera, Cosmopterigidae. Bases 13 to 429 code for a protein of 138 amino acids. The transcript has 2 exons.